AUGACAGGGCUCAUGGACAUCAUUCAGGUGCCGUCAUCGCGCAGCGUCAGAGCUCUGCGGCGGGUCUACGACAGCGUCCAGGCUCAAAUCCGGGGCCUUCGGGCGUUGGGUGUGACGGAUCAGUCAUACUGUGCCAUGCUCUACCCGGUUCUGCUUCGUGCGCUUCCGGACGACAUGAGGCUCGAGUUCAACCGCAAGAUGUCUUCGGGGAACGCCGAAAACGCCACCGCCGGGGGAACAUCAGCAGCCGACAUCGGCUCCGACUCAGCAACGGAACAAGGACCCGUUAAGGAGGUGAGCGCGCUGCUGAACUUUCUCAAGAUCGAGGUGGAGAGCCGGGAGAAAACAUCCAAGGAACAACCCGAAGACGCCGGCGGUAAGCCUGCACAUUGUUUCCCCAUGCAUGAACAUCCGAAGAGGCGCCUAAACAACGCCAAGACUCGGAACGCUACCGCUACGGCCUUGCAUGGCAGGAUGGACAGCAUGGAAUGCUUUCUUUGCAAAUCAAAGGCGCACAGCACACCAGACUGUAACGCGAAGAUCGAACUCAAGGAAAAGAAGCGCAGGCUGCAAGCCGAUCGCAGGUGCUUCCGGUGCACAAAGCCGAACCACACGGCAAGAAUGUGUCGCGGCACGCUCCGUUGUGACAGGUGUGGAGGAAGGCAUGUAUCCUCUAUGUGUGAUCCAGAUUACUUGCCGGGACGAGCCGCCAGCGGAUCGGAUGAAACGCGGAAGAAAGACAAGACGCCUCUCAACCUGCAUGUGAGCGAGAAGGGCAACAAACCGGCUGUCCUUCUGCAAACCGUUACCGCGUGGGUGGAAAGCAAGAACAGAAGAAAGUUGGCCCGCAUUCUCUUCGACAGCGGUAGUCAGCGCUCCUUCAUUACAGAGGAGCUGUCGAGGGGUCUUGGUUGCAAGCUUCUCGGAACGGAGGUUCUUACCGUCGGAGUGUUCGGUGGCAACACUAGCGAACAAACGUACCGUAGAGUUCAAGUAGUUUUGAGUAAUCGUCUAACCGGCCAGACAUACGAGAUAGACGCCCUCGAGAUGCGUUCUAUCUGCGAACAAGAACUUCCAGGCCCGGAUGAAGACAUCCUGGUGAAUAUGGAGGAGCUCGGACUAAUGGUUGGUGACGACCUGAACGGACUCGAGUGCAACGGAGUAGGAAUCCUCUUAGGAUCGGAGCACUACUGGGGAUGCGAUACGGGAAGAGUCCGUCGACUGAGCGAGAACCUGACGGCAGUGGAGACCGCCUUUGGUUGGGCAGUACAUGGACGUUCCCAGGCAACUGCAGCUGUUGUCAACUGUUCCCAAGUGAUCGUCCUCAGAGCUGCCGUGAGCGACCAGGAGAACACGGCUGUCCUGAGAGGAUUUUGGGAGCUUGAGAGUAUGGGAGUUGUGGACGCAGAGGUCCAGGAUCACUCCGAUAGCGACAUCAUGCAGCGCUUUGAGAGGAGCCUCACCAAAUCUGAUCGAAGAUACGAAGAAAUCUGGAAGCUGAAUUUGCGCUGGGACGAUACACUGCCGGAAGGACUGAUGAGUGGCUGGAACAACUGGUGCGACGAGCUCACCACACUUCAGCAAAUUAACGUGCCCAGAUUCUACGACAGCGAGCUGAAGGGCAACGUUGUACAUCGAACGUUGCACGUAUUCUCGGACGCCAGCACCUCCGCAUACGGAAAUCUGCCUUGCUAG
Ixodes scapularis (black-legged tick) is the source of this 1695-nucleotide messenger RNA. RefSeq lists its product as uncharacterized. NCBI's taxonomy places the organism in Eukaryota, Metazoa, Arthropoda, Arachnida, Ixodida, Ixodidae. Bases 1 to 1695 code for a protein of 564 amino acids. Gene Ontology annotation, molecular function: nucleic acid binding; zinc ion binding. The transcript is spliced from 3 exons. The record is from RefSeq and is a predicted model, not a curated record.